AUGAAGAGUGACCAGUCUAUGUUACUGCCAAUAGAAAUCAAGCAGGGAGACUUUUCUCCUAAACAAGAAGUUCACAGAGACCAACAGGAGAGAUCAGAGUCAGAGGUUCCCAGUGGUCAGUCUGCCCAGAGUCAUCAAAUGGACCUAGACUCCAUAUUCAGGCAUGAUGUCAUCACUUUAGUCAAGAAUGAGUUGAGGAGGUUCAAGAGACUUCUCCUUAAAGAUUACACAGAGUGCACUGGGAGUCAGGCAGAGGAUGAGGAAGUGGUGGAUGCUGAAGAUGAGAAGCAGGAGAGCAGCGCCAGAGAAGGGGCUCUGAAGAGCACGCUGCAUGCCCUGAGAAACAUGAACCAGAAGGAGCUCGCUGACACACUGGAGAAAACGAAGAAAUCUAGGUCUGGUGGACCGCAGCUAGUUCCUCAGUCCAAUCAGACGCUCCUACAAGGCCUACUGAUACAGACAGGAAGCGGCUCACAAAGCAAUGAAGAAACAAUCAAGGAGAAGAUCCGGGGGAAUCCCUCCCCAGAGAGGUGCAUCAAUUUGUUCCACUGUCUGAAUGAGCUCAAUGACCAUUCUCUAGCGGAUGAGUUCCAACGCUACCUGAGCUUAGGAAGUCUCUCUAAAGCCGAACUCUCACUUGCACAGUGGUCAGCUCUGGUCUUUGUGUUGCUGACAUCAGAAGAGGAGCUCGAUGUGUUCGACCUGAAGAAAUACACCAGAUCAGAGGAAGGUCUUCUGCGCUCAAACUCCAAACAACUAAGAAAGCUGGACCUAAGUGACAAUGACCUUUAGGAUUAAGGAGUGGCACUGCUUUCUGCUGGAAUGGGAAGUCCACACUGUGAACUGGAGAAACUUAGUCUGAAUCAUUGUAACAUCACAAUGAGAUGCUGUGAAGUGUUGGUCUCAGCUCUCAACUUAAACUCCUCACACCUAAGAGAGGUGGACCUGAGCGACAAUGACCUGGUGCAGGAUUAAAGGGUGAAGCUGCUCUCUGCUGGACUGGAGAAUCCAAGCUGUAAACUGGAGACACUAAUAAGGCUGUCAUACUUUAGAGUCACAGAGGAAGGCUGUGGUUCUCUGGCUGCCGCUUUGAGGUUCGAUCCCCCACACCUGAGAGAUCUGGACCUGAGUUACAAUCACCCAGGGGCCUCGGGAGUGAAGCUGUUCUCUGCUAUAGUGGAGGAUCCACAAUGUAGACUGGAAAAACUCAGGUAA
Molecule: messenger RNA, 1215 nt
Organism: Salvelinus namaycush (lake trout)
Lineage: Eukaryota; Metazoa; Chordata; Actinopteri; Salmoniformes; Salmonidae
Product: NACHT, LRR and PYD domains-containing protein 14-like
Exons: 7
Molecular function (GO): protein binding
Source: RefSeq, a predicted model, not a curated record